Malassezia japonica is the source of this 1605-nucleotide messenger RNA. RefSeq lists its product as uncharacterized. Gene Ontology annotation, molecular function: phosphatidylinositol binding. The transcript is spliced from 3 exons. The record is from RefSeq and is a predicted model, not a curated record. The coding region runs from base 1 to 1605 and encodes 534 amino acids. Gene Ontology annotation, biological process: retrograde transport, endosome to Golgi. NCBI's taxonomy places the organism in Eukaryota, Fungi, Basidiomycota, Malasseziomycetes, Malasseziales, Malasseziaceae.
AUGGCGGAGAACGCGUGGGAGGACGCGGCGCGGCACUGCGACGCGCCGGCGAUUAUGGAGAGCCAUCAUGACGGCGGCCAGCGCUCGUGGUCGUCGGGAAGCAACGAUCGCAUCACGAUCACCGACGCCCUCACCUCGUCCGAGUUCUCGGCGGCGGGCUAUGUCGUGUACGUGAUCGUCUCGCCGAACGCCGAGGCGAAGCGGCGUUACUCGGAGUUUGAGGCGCUGCGCUCGGUGCUUGUGCAGCUGCACCCGACGCUCAUCAUUCCCCCGAUUCCGUCCAAGCACACGCUCAGCGACUACGCCUUGAAGCAAAACAAGGCCAAGGACGACCCGGUGAUUAUCGAGCGCAGGAAGCGCAUGCUCCAGCGCUUUUUGAACCGCUGCGAUGCACACCCGGUGCUGCGCCGCGACUCGGUCUUUACACGCUUCCUCGACUCGCGCAACUCGUGGCACGAAAUCAAGAGCGCGCCGCCAGUGUCGAACCUGCCCAAGUCGAACCUCGCGGCGCCGCCCGAGUACCCGGCAGACGCCAAUGCGCCGCUGAGCUACAAGGCGAUGCCGGUGCCGACCGUCGUGCGCAAGCUCCAUACGCCCAACACUCGCUUCCAGGACUCGGAGGCGUUCACGUCGCGCUUCGAGUCGAUGAUGGCGAACCACGUCGAGCUGGCCGAGCGCCGCCUCGUGCGCCGCUGGCACGACCUGAGCGCGGACUAUGCCGAGCUCGGCGCCUUGUUCAACGCACAGAGCCUGUCCGAGUCCCCGCACAUUGCGCCGGCCGUCGAGCGCGUCGGCCAGGCGGCCGACGCGACGUACAUGUCGUACAAUGACAUGCUCGGCUCGUGGGAGGCGCGCGUGUCGGAAGUCGUGCACGAAUAUACCCAGUACGCCAAGAUCCUGCAAGGGAUUCUGCGGUGGCGCCACCUCAAGCAUCAGCAGCUCGAGAUCGCACAGGACGACCUCACGAACAAGAAGCAGCAGCUCGCGGACCUCGAGCACAUCGAGGCAGAGUACGCACGCCUUAGCAGUGCGAUGGAGAUCGGAGGGCGGGGGCUGAGCACGCGCCCGCCGCCGGCGCCCAUGCAGCACUCGGUCUAUGGCCGCGCCGCCGAGGAGGAAGACGAGGAGCAGGACGAGGAGGCUGGCGUGGGUGCGGCGCCUGUGUCGUCUGCCCCGCCGCCGCCCGCCGCGGCGCUCCCUCCGCCGCGCACCGGCCGCCGUGGCAUGCUGAGCUCGCUGUCGCAGACGCUGCAGAACGUCAUGGACAUGGACCCUGACAAGACGCGCCAAAGCACAAUCUCGCGCCUGCGUGAGGAAGUCAUGCUGCUCGGCGAAGGCGUCCAGCUGGGCGAGAAGGACGUCAAAUACGUCACAGACACGAUCCAAGCGUCUCUGGACCGGUUCCAGCGUCUCAAGGUCGCGGACCUGCGCCAGAUGGUGCUGGACUGUGCACGUCUCCACCGCGAUCUUUGCUACAAUAACCUCCAAGCGUGGCAGCGCGCACGGACCGAGAUUGAGGCGAUCCCCGACGAGGCCUGGGAAGGCAUGCCCGAUGCGACGCUCGCGACGAAACCACGUGGCCAAGAUUGGCCUGCGGAUGACUAA